Molecule: messenger RNA, 2088 nt
Organism: Elgaria multicarinata webbii
Lineage: Eukaryota; Metazoa; Chordata; Lepidosauria; Squamata; Anguidae
Product: liver-expressed antimicrobial peptide 2-like
Exons: 3
Coding region: 74-391 (105 amino acids)
Biological process (GO): defense response to bacterium; antimicrobial humoral immune response mediated by antimicrobial peptide
Source: RefSeq, a predicted model, not a curated record
GUAGCGAGCAGGCGUCCGGGGCCGGGGAAGCAGGACGCACUGCAGGCAGCAACCACGCCGCAGGAGAAGAGGCAUGGCUCGUGGACUCUCUGUCGCUACCUGGACAGCCCUGGCACUGGGAUGGCUGCUCCUGCUCCUCUGUUCUCAGCAGGCAUCCGCAGCCCGGGCUGGAGGCCACAUCUUAGCCGGGCAGGAGCGCCAAAGCGCAGCUGUGCCGGAGGGGAUUUCUACCAGGUGGAUGCAGCUCCUGAGCCGGGCAAGGCGGUCGUCGACUCCCUUCUGGCGGACGGUGGGCAGCAAGCCCCUGGCAGCCCAUUGCUUGCGGGGGCUGGAGUGCAGCACCCGGGCGUGCAGGAACGGGCGCUGCGUGGACCCCCAUGUCAGAUCAUGAAGAGUCAAACCAUAUGGGAUUGUGUGGGGCCAUCCGUGGUCCUGUGCUUUCUCUCCUCUCCCGAGGCCUUCCCCUCUCUUGCCCUGGCUCUGUUGUUGCUUGUAGGGACUUCACACGUUGUGCACUGCAGGAGUGCUUUGGACACCCGUCCCCCACCCCGGACACCGAGGGACACUGCUAGGCCUGGCCCCUACUCUAGCACCCUGAUGAGAUGGAAGGGAGGCAGCACCUGGAUCUCUUUGUGCUUUCUGCCCCCAAAGAACCCUGCUGCUGACACCCAGCACUCACAAGUACACUUGUCUCAGCCGCUUCACCAUGCCCAGAUGCUCCUCUCUCAUGUUGUUUCAGGCCCACCUGGAAGGGAUCAAUGGGUGAGCCUGACCUGGUGAUUUUGGCCAGGCUGCUGCUGCUGCUGCUGUGGGUGACUGCAGCUGAGUGCCAGGAUUUGGAUGAAGGGAAAAGGACUCUUUAUGCUGUUGCUUCUGGGCUCUUCUUGACCUACGGGCAGGAUCAAAUCAUUGCAGGAGGCCCAGGACUCAGCUCUCCCAUUUUGGCAGGUCUUUACAUUCACCAGGGGUCCAGGAUGUGACGUGGGGCUCAUCUACACCAGCAGCCCUUUGGGGAGUGGGGAGUGACGGUCAUGGAGUUUUCCACUUCUGGGAUCAUCCCUCAGGGGCCACACGCCAGCAAGUUGUCCCAGAAGUUAAAAAAAAAAAAGAGGAGACAUUUGUGCAAUUGCAUGGGCAUGAUCCUGCGUGAAAGUGAGAUUUUUUAAAAAAAUAAAACACAAGAAACUCAGCACUGGAAGAUGCUGAGUGCCACCCCAAAGAUGGUGAAAAUGCACCCCCGAUGCCCACAGACCCCCCCCCCCCGCACAGCUCUGUGCCUGUUUCCUGGGCCCUGCUAGUCAUGGGGAAGAGGGAGGACCCCAGGAGGAAAAGCCACACUGCCUGUGGAGCUCGGGAUGGUCCCAAAACGGCAGGGAAAAAUGGGGGGGGAAGCAGUCCCAGAUAUCCCGGGAGAACUGAGUGCUUGUCCCCGGUUCACCCUGGGACCAGCUGUGCAUCAUUUGGAUGCGCAGGGAUGACUUCAUGACCAUCCUGGGAUAAAUGGCCGGUGUAGAUGAGGCCUUGGGCUGCCAGUAGGAAAAAGCCGUUAAGGGGAAGGUCGCAAAAGGAGGCAAGCCCCAGGAAGGCAGCUGGUAAGAAUAGAUUUGAGCCCAAAGCGAAAGAGCGUUAGCAGCCCAGCAAUGAAUGGGUUAUUUCCCACAAGCCGAAUUCUGCCCUGUGGCCGGUCAGAGUCCCACACCGGUUCCCUUAAAGCAAACAGGGUUGAUUCCCAGGACCAGUUGGCACAGGCCCAUCCAGGCCAGUGCCCUAGAGAGAUGACUCCCCUGAUAGCAGUUCGGAGCAGGGGGAGUUAACAAACAACCAUUGCCCAUUGCAGGAGGUCUGGAAUACCUGCCCUCUGCUGCUCCUGACCACACUCUUGCUCACAGAACAUAAGAACAGCCCUGAAUCAGACCCUGAUUUUGUCCAAUCCCUUUUUAAAGCCAUCCAAAUGGGUGGCCAUCACUACAUCUUGGGGUAGGGAAUUCCAUAAUUUAACUCACCCUUCCCCCCUCUCCCUCUCCCUGGCUUAGAUGUGUACGAAAUUAUGCAGGGUGUGGAGAAUGUGGAUGUUGUUGUUUAUUCGUU